AUGCAUACGGAACAGAGAAUGCUGAAUUAUCCAAACGGUACCCCAACAACCAUUGCCAAAAACUUCCCAUAUUGGUUUAAACCCUUUGUAUGUCCAAGAAGUUUGUACGAUGUUCCCGAGAAGGAGGAAGCGGGACAUGGGGAUCCAGUGUAUGAAAAUCAACCAUACCAACAAGAUGUGGACAUUUCUAAUUUUAAUGUCAGUGAAAGCGACUUAGCGGAUUUGAGUCGUGAUGAUGAGGCACCAACAAUCGUUACUGAGCCAGUCAUACGAGCCAUUGAUGGACGAGCUGCAGCAGUGGAAGCAAGCGAUGAGGAGAUAGAGGACGACACUUUAGAUGACCAUCAUUUCACGACGAAUGAAACUAAACACCCAGAUGGGAAUGAUCCAUCCUUUAGUGACGAGGAAGAAGCAUAA
This is a messenger RNA of Linum trigynum, 417 nucleotides long. NCBI's taxonomy places the organism in Eukaryota, Viridiplantae, Streptophyta, Magnoliopsida, Malpighiales, Linaceae. The record is from the annotation of a GenBank genome assembly.